Molecule: messenger RNA, 1446 nt
Organism: Venustampulla echinocandica
Lineage: Eukaryota; Fungi; Ascomycota; Leotiomycetes; Helotiales; Pleuroascaceae
Exons: 2
Coding region: 1-1446 (481 amino acids)
Source: RefSeq, a predicted model, not a curated record
AUGGGAGGCACCGAGACGCCUGCAAGGAAGACAACGGCGUCAUUGUCUCCAUCUGGCGCAUCUAUUCGAAGGGCCUCUACCUUCGAUGAUUCGACUCCGGAGUUUCAACGUCGACCUCUAGGGAACCGCUUGUCUACAAAUCCAGAUGUUCACCGUUCCUCGAGCUCCAGGAGGCGCAGGAGCUCCAACUUCUCCGAGUACUCUCUGAAUGAAGCCCGCAAGAGCUUCCAAUCUUCGACAGAUGAGCUCCUCUUACCCAAACCCAGGACGGCGGACCGGGAACUGGGCCACGACUCCUCACCAUGGGACUCGGUGCCGCUUGCUUUUGCGCUCUUGCCUGCCAUCGGUGGUAUGCUCUUCACGAAUGGGAGCCUGGUCAUCACAGAUAUUAUUCUCCUGGGACUCGCUGCUAUUUUCUUGAACUGGUCCGUCAGACUGCCAUGGGAUUGGUACCACUCUGCGCAGGCAAUUCGAGCUAAGGAAACAGGCAUUGAAGACCAAAUAUUCCACGAAGAGAGCGAUGAUGAUGAUCCCAGCUUCGCGCACGCCGACUCGGACGAGGUACCAAAAGCAGAGACUACAGAGGCACCAGAAUCAUCACAGAAACCAGUGCCUCCAUCUCCUGCCCACGAAGCUGCUAGGAGAGAGUUAUAUCGACACGAGCUGCUCGCCCUCCUCUCAUGUUUCCUAUUCCCGGUCCUCGGUGCAUACCUCCUCCAUACACUUCGGUCACAAUUAAGUCGACCAUCAGAGGGACUCGUCUCAAAUUACAAUUUGACAAUCUUCCUACUGGCAUCAGAGCUGCGCCCAAUGGCACACCUCGUAAGACUCAUACAAUCGAGAACUCUUCAUCUCCAACGAGUAGUGGCCUCAAAUCCCCAUUCCAGCACGAUUGGUAGGGCGAAUAACGCGCCGGACGAUAUCAUUCGAAGACUGGAGGAGCUAGAAGCUCGAAUCUCAGCCGAUGAACCUUCACCCCCUUCCGAACCUGUCUUGAAUAAUAAACAGACAGCUAUUCUUGUAACAGAAGUCCUCAAGAAGCUUCAACCUGAACUCGACGCUCUCAAUCGAGCUGUACGCCGAUACGAGAAGCGCGCGACCCUCCACGCAUUCCAAAUCGAGUCAAGAUUGCUUGAUCUGGACGCGCGACUCGGCGACGCGAUAUCCCUAGCUGCCGCUGCAGCAAACAACGGGAACAGGAACCGCAAAUUUACGACCGUUGUUGUGGAAUGGGCAGCGACGGCUGUGAUGCUGCCAUUCCAGGCCCUUACUUCCGCUGCCAGCCUGCCCUUCAAGGCAAUAGGGGUCUUCAUCAAAUUUGCUAGGCCAAAGAUAGCCAGCCACAAUUCCGACAACACCAGCAAAAACACCAAUGGGAAGUAUACAUCGUAUGGGCGGACUGGUGAUGGACCUCGGUCUCAAGGCAGGAUGAUGAAAAAGCAAUGA